CCCGACAAUAGGAAAUGAAACGAGUCGCGAAAAGAGUAGCUUUAUUCCGAUAACUGAGAAAGGAGACACUAGGCUCAGCUCACUACCCCUUUCCGUAGCGCACGCUCAAUUAUUUCCGUGUGGCUCGUGAUAUCAGUGGGUAGCACUGCCACUCCAUUGUAUAACUCUAGUUGUGCUGCUUUUUAAUACCAGGAGGGCUGCUCACUCUGCCGAACAGGAUACCUUAGACUUCGAAUUUUUGUUCUGCUGCGCUCUCUCGGCUGUCCAUUGCGUCCAUCCAAAAUGGCAACACGAAUCGAUAAAGAGGCUUGCAGAGAAGCUUAUAACCUCGUCAGAGACGAUAACACGGAGAUAAACUGGGCUGGGUUCAAAUACGAGGGCUCAAUGAUUGUGCCAGCAGGCCACGGCACGGACUAUGAAGAAUUCAAGAGCCUGUGCACAGACGAUUCUCGUCUUUUCGGCUUCGUGCGGAUCACCACGGGCGACGCCAUGAGCAAGCGGGCCAAGUUCACCCUCAUCACCUGGAUCGGCGAGAACAUCAGCGGCCUCCAGCGUGCCAAGAUCAGCACAGACAAGACGCUGGUCAAGGACAUCGUGCAGAACUUUGCCAAGGAGUUCAUGAUCAGUGACGCACGGGAGCUGGAGGAGGACUACCUCCGCACAGAGCUGAAGAAGGCGGGCGGGGCCAACUAUGACGCGCAGGCGGAGUAGGGGGGGGCUCAGUGGGGGGGGAGGCUGCUUCCUGCUGGUGGGGGUGGGGAGGGGGAGGGGAGGGUCUGGUCCUCGCACCUGGAUCCGAGAGGAGACACACGUUACACAUUCAUAUACUUCUGCAUGGCAAGACAAACGUUUAAACAACCAUACCUAACGAUGGCGACAAAGAAAACCGCAUUUGUUUACACACACACACACGCACACACACACACACACACACACUGACCUACACUGAGACACACUGAUUUACUGUAUAUUGCCAACAGUCUCCUGGGCCUUUCCCUUUCUCCAGUCAGGUCAUGGUUGGUUUAUCCACUGUACUGUGCAUCAUCUCACUGUCAUCUGAGCUUCGGGGGAGCUUCCAAACCUUCCUCUAGCCACGCUGCUCUGUUUGGACUACAACGACUGUGUGUCUGUCUGUCUUUCAGAGGAGAUGCUCUUCUUUCCUGGUCUCUGAUUGGUCCUGUCAUUGUUGUAGUACUUCUUCUGUGGUUGUAGUCCAAACAGGCUUUCUGGUUGGAUGGAGGUCCCCCCUGCCCCAGUCAUCUCAUAGUCCACUCCUGAAGGUAUACAUACCCACUGUGUUUACUGCCUUAAUCUCCCAUGGAGAGAGGGGCAUCAUGGGAGUUUGUGGACUCUACACUGUGAUCGGCUCUCCUCCACUCACUGGGGGUGUGGUUCAGAUUGGCCCGUGGCCAUCAGCCAAUAGGGAGGGAUGCAGCGCUUUCCCUCAACCAACCCCGGAGCAGCUAUAUCUCUGGUGUAGCCCCUGAUUCAUUUGGAUUAAAACCCCCAAAAAAUGAAUGUUUUUUAAGAUUUGUAUUUUCUCUGAAAGUUUUACCUAUGGUUUAUUCUUCUUGAGAGCAAUGUUAACUAGGAGAUUCGUUAAAACAUUAAAAAAAAAAGAUUAAACUGAAUGGGCACAAGAUCAUUGCAGAAUAAAAUUAUUGUUUUUUUCAAA
Molecule: messenger RNA, 1675 nt
Organism: Hypomesus transpacificus
Lineage: Eukaryota; Metazoa; Chordata; Actinopteri; Osmeriformes; Osmeridae
Gene: cotl1
Product: coactosin-like F-actin binding protein 1
Exons: 4
Coding region: 283-711 (142 amino acids)
Biological process (GO): regulation of actin filament polymerization
Cellular component (GO): cortical actin cytoskeleton; site of polarized growth; plasma membrane
Molecular function (GO): actin filament binding
Source: RefSeq, a predicted model, not a curated record